CUGGCAUCAUGCUGGGUCUGCAGAAAUUUCUGUUUGUCCAUGUUCUGGCAUGCCUCGGACGACUUGCACAUGGAAGUGAUAUCAUAAAUGGUGAAAAAGCCCCAGAGAACUCGAUGCAGUACAUGGCCUCUGUGCAGAACAACAAGGGUCAACAUGUUUGUGGAGGAUUUCUCAUCACUGAGGACUUUGUAGUCUCGGCUGCACACUGUAAUGACUUCACCCCCACACACGUUGUUCUUGGCAACCACAAUCUCAAGAACGGCAAUCAUCAAAAAAUAAAGAUUAAAAAAAAAAUCAUCCAUGAAAAUUAUCAACAGCUUGGACUGGGUAAUGACAUCAUGCUCCUUGAACUGCUUUCAGUUCAGCUAAAUGAAAGGGUACAAACAAUUCAGCUUCCACGGGCUGAAAUACACCUUGAAGAAAACCAAGUGUGUCAGGUGGCUGGAUGGGGAACAACUAAAACUCAUGGUAAAUCUGUUGAUGAGCUGAUGGUGGUGAACGUGUCUGUCAUUACAUCAAAGAACUGUGAGGCCCAAUGGCCUCGUCUUCCUGCCAAUGUAAUCUGUGCAGGUGGAUAUAAUACAACCAAAGGAUUCUGUCAGGGAGAUUCUGGUGGUCCUCUGCUGUGCGACGGGUUGGCUGUUGGCGUUGUUUCUUUCAACUAUAAAGAAAACUGCAGUUACCCCAAUAAACCCAACAUCUAUACAGACAUCUCAAAAUACCUUCAGUGGAUUGACGGGAUUGUGAAAUCCAGAAAAUAUGAUGAGUAAAGAAUUCACUGACAGUUUGGCUUGUAUAUUAUUGAAAUGUCAGGAUUUCUGAUUCUCUGUUAGCAUAACCAAAAAUGAAAAUAAAAAUAUA
Molecule: messenger RNA, 861 nt
Organism: Pundamilia nyererei
Lineage: Eukaryota; Metazoa; Chordata; Actinopteri; Cichliformes; Cichlidae
Product: trypsin-like
Exons: 5
Coding region: 9-770 (253 amino acids)
Biological process (GO): proteolysis
Molecular function (GO): serine-type endopeptidase activity
Source: RefSeq, a predicted model, not a curated record